UACUAGAACUGGGAAGGCCAAUCGCUGGUAGGCUCUUGCUCACUUCCUUUGAUGGUGAAUUUCAGAGUGGGGAAACCAACGGUAAAACCAUCACGCCAAUCACCAUGUCCUCUCCUUCCGAUUCUCAGGGUCCAGAAGAGGCUCUCAUCACCCAAAACCCUAACAUGCCCGCUGAACAACAUCCACAAUCUCAAGCUCAAGCUCUCUCCCCUAAAACCCUAACCCUAGAAAUCGCCGAUCCCCAAAACCCUGAACCAACUGAACAGCCACACCCUCAACACCAGCAAAUCUCUAUCGAAGAUGAUCAAGAUGACCCAGAAGGUACGUCUCCUUCUUCUUCAUCAAUUUCCGUUUCACACAUCACCAUCACCAUCCCCGACUCAUCUACCCCUCAAAAUCCUCCUCUCACCACGCCCACCAAUGCUCGCCGUUCACUCAAGCGCAAGAAGGGAGCUCAGCACAAGCGACGUACUGCUCUUGAAAAAUUUCAGCAGCAGAAACUUGGUGCACUUAUUAAAACCCUAAAUCCGAUCCCCUUUGUGCCUAAUAAAACCCUAGAUUUUUCCAAGCACGAGUCGCUGCUUAAUCGUCUUGGGUUGUGGGAAUUUGUUCAUAUUGAGUUUGAUCAGACCAUUCGCACAGAUCUUCUUGCGCAGUUGAUUGCAAAUUAUACGCAGAGUGCGAGAGGCAGUGUUGUUAAUGGGGUUAAGAUUAAGGUCAAUAGGGCUGAUCUUGCUCGGGCGAUGAAGUUGCCGGUGAAGAAGGAGAAGGUCAGUGCAUCGUCGGAGGGUGUCUUGGAGGCUCCGGCGGCAGAGGAGGCGAUUGGGUUUAUUGAGGAUUUGGUCUCAAAUUGGGUGCUUUUACACGAGGAUACGUGGAUGAUGCCAACGGAGGUUUUGACUUGGACGCGGGUGAUUAAGGAGGGGCACCCGGAGAAGGUAGAUUGGGCGGGGUUGAUAUGGUUUAUGGUGGAGAAGGAGUUGCAUGCAGAAGAAUUGGUGAAUUGUUACUAUGCUUCACAUUUGCAGUGUUUGAUAAGAGCACAAAAGGAGGAGCUUUUGAGGACAGAGGCUAAGGAUGAGGUUGAAGUGAAGGAGGAAGAGGAUGGUGGUGAUGUGGAGAUGGGUGAGGAGGGUGAUUUUCCAGAUCGUGAAGCAGAUGAUGAAGAUGUGAAGAUGGAUGAAGAUGUGAAGUUGGAUGAAGAGGUGAAGAUGGAUGAAAAUGUGAAAAUGGAUGAAGAUGUGAAGAUGGAUAAAGAUGUGAAGGUGGAUGAGUAUGUGAAGUUGGGUGAGGAUGUGCAGGUGGAUGAAGAUGUGAAGGUGGAUGAAGAUGUGAAGGUGGGUGAGGAUGUGAAGGUGGAUGAAGAUGUGAAGGUGGAUGAAGAUGUGAAGGUGGAUGAAGAUUUGAAGACUGUGGGCUUGGAUGAUAUUCAAGGACAUGAAUUGGAGGAACAUAAUAUUGAAUUACGUUUGGGUCAAGAUGGUGUUGGGAAGGAAAAGGUAAAGGAUGAGGACAAUAUGGAUUUUGAAGAGUGCAAGGAGCAAGAACCUGGGCAGUGGUUCUUGGACGGGAAGAAUGAUGAUAAUGAACCAUAUUUGCGUCAUUGUACUCUUGAUGACCUUAAGGGUUCAGUUUGUGAUGAGGAAAGGAAACACGAAGUAGAUGAAGAAGAAGGAGAAGGAGAAGAGGAAGAAGAGCAGGAUCGUGGUUUUAAUCUUUCACCAAAAUGUGACAAUUUAGCUGGUCUACCCUCGGAGAACCUUAUUCACACAAUGGAAGCAUCACAAGUUCCUUUUAAUUCAUCAAUGCAGCUUCGUGAUCAUUCUUCCAUGGAGCUUCUCUCAUCAAGGGCUGAAGCAAAUAUGAUUCCAGGGGGUCCAUCCAUUUUCAGUAACUCUAGCAAGAGAGAUAUCAGCCAUGAACAUGAUAUUUCUCAUCAAUCUCUAAAUAGUAGUCAUAAGAGGUUGAGGAGUGACUUUGACAUGUGUAUGGAGCAAAUAGAGCAUUGGAUGGGAAAGGCCAAGAUGCUUCAUCAGGCAAAAGAACAAGCUUUUGCUGAAUCAAGUAUGAAUCAGCAAUUCUUAAUGGGUGAGCUGCAACAGCGAGACCACCUGAUUGAACUUUUGCAGAAAGCCAAGUUUGAGGAGUUUCAGAAAAGAGAAGUGGAAACAUACCGGCGGGAUCGUGAACUUUUUGUGAUGGGAAAUCUCUUAGAGAGCUAUAGGAAGGCUUUAAGAGAAACACAGCGGGCAUUUUCUGAAUAUAGAGCACACUGUCCACUGCCUGAUGAGCCACUUUACAGUGAUGUUGGUGAGACAGGGGGUGUUGUUCUGAGCACCAUGGAAUUGGAAAAACAACAUCGGAGGCAGGAAGAAGAAUAUAGGAUGAACUGUUUGCUGGUGGAACAAAAGAUUAAGGACUUUGAGGUUGUGUGGUUCAACAAAUUGGAAUUGCAUCUGAAUGUGGUUCAUAUGCUUGAUAGCAGGUUGAUGGAUGCUGAGAAGAAUGUAAAACUUCUCAAGGAAUCAUAUGCUAAACGGAAGGUUUCAGAAACAUCAGAACCUGCUCCAAAAGAAUGAUAAAUCGUCUAAAAGGUUUUUCCUUUUGGAAGUUAUCAAAAUGUCAGUGAAGGACAAAUCAUAAUUGUUAGCAUUAGUAUUUUAUGAAUCAGCCAUUCACCCCUUCUGUGCUGCCAAGCUUUCAAGUUAAUGGCCUUUUGGGCCUGCUGACCUCGCAGGGUUUUGGAGUGGUCGAUGAUAAUCAUGUCACAGCAAUUUGUGUUCCGAAUGGAAGAUGGAUGAGCAUACUUGCCACUCAGUUGAUCAUUGCUACUAGCAGAUUAAAUAUGUUGUAUAGACCUCGAUGUAGAAUUCUGUCUUGGAUGACCGACUUUAAUCUUAAAAAGGUUAUUUCUUAUAUAUUUUGUAUGUGCUUCUUCAUCCUGCA
Messenger RNA from Vitis riparia (riverbank grape), 2946 nucleotides. RefSeq lists its product as uncharacterized. The transcript is spliced from 2 exons. The record is from RefSeq and is a predicted model, not a curated record. NCBI's taxonomy places the organism in Eukaryota, Viridiplantae, Streptophyta, Magnoliopsida, Vitales, Vitaceae. Gene Ontology annotation, molecular function: transferase activity. Bases 105 to 2579 code for a protein of 824 amino acids.